Messenger RNA from Magnolia sinica, 4799 nucleotides. Its product is annotated as probable LRR receptor-like serine/threonine-protein kinase At3g47570. Lineage: Eukaryota; Viridiplantae; Streptophyta; Magnoliopsida; Magnoliales; Magnoliaceae. Bases 77 to 3214 code for a protein of 1045 amino acids. The transcript is spliced from 3 exons. Gene Ontology annotation, molecular function: protein binding; ATP binding; protein kinase activity. The record is from RefSeq and is a predicted model, not a curated record. Gene Ontology annotation, biological process: protein phosphorylation.
AAAAAUAAAAAAAGAAUGGGAGCGUUUACUUAUAAUAAGAUGUUGAAGCAUUGGACAUGAAUUCGAAACAACAUCAAUGGAGGAGCUUCCACAUGCAGUUUGUGCGAAGGGAUUUCAGUCGUUAUGGUUUGGCGCCAUCCUUCUCUUUUCUAUCAACAUUUCAUGGUUGGAAUCUGCCACCAUUUCAGGAAACGAAACCGAUCGACUCGCUUUGCUCGUCUUCAAAGACAGUAUAAGCAGUGAUCCUCUCCGCGCCUUGGUUUCUUGGAACCAUACACUCCACUUCUGUGACUGGCUACGAAUCACAUGUGACAUUCGUCGUCGAAGAGUCCAGGUCCUCAAUCUACAGUCCAAGAGCUUGGUGGGAUCCUUACCUCCCAACAUAGCCAACCUCACUUUCCUUGAAGAAAUCAACCUCCAAAACAACAGCUUCUAUGGCCCCCUCCCACAAGAAUUGGGCCGCUUGUCUCGCCUGCAACGCCUCAAUCUUGGGAACAAUUCAUUUGGUGGGGGAAUUCCCGCCAAUCUAAGUAGCUGUUCCGAUCUCAGAGUAAUCACUUUGAUCGACAACAUAUUCGUGGGGAGGAUUCCCGCCGAGUUUAGCUCUUUGUCCAAGCUCAUCAGACUGCACCUUCCGGCCAACAAUCUUACAGGAAUCAUCCCACCUUCGUUUGGAAAUCUUUCAUCUCUGACUCAUCUUUCUCUAGCAAGAAAUAGUCUAGAGGGAAGCAUCCCAGAAGAACUUGGUCGGAUCACAAGCUUAAAAUUCCUUCAAAUCUCUCAAAAUGAACUGUCUGGUACAAUUCCAUCCUCUCUGUAUAACGUGUCAUCUAUCUAUUUCUUCUCCGUGGCAAGCAACAAGCUUUAUGGAAGACUCCCACCUCACUUGGGACUCUCUCUUCCCAAUCUCCGAGUGUUUCUCGUGGGAGGCAACCAGUUCACAGGUCCCAUUCCAAUCUCAUUAUCGAAUGCAUCAGGACUUGUGCUCCUUGAUUUUGCUUUUAACAAUUUAAGUGGACCAGUGCCUAUGAAUUUGGGAAGUCUACACAACCUAUCGGUGCUGAAUUUUGUCUUCAAUCAACUUGGAGGCAGUGAGGCUAAUGACUUGAGUUUUAUCACUUCUUUGACAAACUGUAGCCGUCUGGAGGUGUUGGCUCUGAGCUCCAAUCAGUUCAAAGGGGUGUUGCCCAACUCCUUUACAAACCUCUCUACCCAUCUUAGAACACUAAUGAUGGGAAGAAACCAGAUAUCUGUAAGCAUACCCCCAGGGAUUCAGAACCUCGUGAACUUAACAAGUUUUGUAACACAAUGGAACGAAUUCACUGGUACAAUUCCUGAUUCUAUUGGGAAGCUUUCGAAAUUGCAAGCGUUAGGCAUGACUAGUAAUAAAUUUUCUGGGUGGAUUCCGGCAUCCCUCGGCAACCUGACUCUGUUGAAUACACUCUACUUAGAUGGAAACAAUUUGGGUGGAAGUAUUCCUGCGAGUCUUGGAAAUUGCCAGAAUCUGCAAGCCUUGGACCUUUCUGGAAAUAACCUUACUGGUAAUAUACCUUCUAGUCUUGGGAAUUGUCAGAGGCUACUAGAAUUGUACCUUUAUCAGAAUUACAUUAGUGGCUCUAUACCUAAAGAAGUUCUUAGCAUUUCCUCCCUAUCAAUUUCCCUCAACUUAGCUCAGAACUCUUUGACUGGCAGAUUACCGUUGGAAGUUGGUAACUUGAAAAAUCUUGAGAGAUUGGAUAUUUCUGAGAACAAAUUAUCUGGUGAAAUUCCUAGCACGCUUGGCAGUUGUAUAAGCUUGGAAUCCCUUCGUAUGGAAGUUAACUUCCUUCAAGGAAUCAUUCCUCUGUCUUUGAGGACUUUAAGGGGUAUCGAAGUCCUUGAUCUUUCUCGUAACAAUUUGUCUGGGCAUAUCCCUAGAUAUCUAGCAGAGUUCUCUUUCCUAAAAAAUCUUAAUCUGUCUUUCAAUAGUCUCGAGGGUGAAAUACCGAUAGAAGGGAUAUUUAGAAAUGCAAGUGUGGUUUCUAUCCGUGGAAAUAGUAAGCUUUGUGGAGGUACUCCAGAGCUGCAGUUUCCUGCAUGCCAUGUCCAAGCCUCCAAAAGACGAAGAUGGUCACUUGCUCUCAAAAUAACAAGCCCAAUAAUUACUGUGUUCAUAUGUCUGGUAUUGUGCAUCGGCGCCAGAUGUUGGUUAAGAAAGAUACGAAAGAAACCAUCUUCCAUGUCUUCGAUGGGGAAUCGACAUAUAAAGCUUUCUUAUGCAGAGCUGCUUAAAGCUACUAAUGGGUUCUCUUCGGAAAAUUUGAUUGGUGAGGGAGGCUAUGGCUCUGUAUAUAAAGGAAUUUUGGAUGGUGCUAAAGCAACAACUGUUGCGGUGAAGGUACUGAACCUUGCACAUCGAGGAGCUUCCGAGAGCUUUGUGGCUGAAUGUGAAGCGCUGAGGAAUGUCCGCCAUCGGAAUAUCGUCAAGAUCUUAACGUCCUGCUCAAGCUUGGAUUUCAAGGGUAAUGACUUCAAAGCCCUGGUUUUUGAGUUCAUGUCGAAUGGAAGUCUGGAGAGUUGGUUACAUCAAAAAGAAGAUAGGCCACAUCAGUGGCGGAAAUUUAGCCUUAUUCAGAGAAUAAAUGUGGCCAUUGACGUGGCUUCCGCAUUGGAUUAUCUUCAUCAGGGGUGUCAAAUGCCGGUUAUUCAUGGUGAUCUAAAGCCAAGCAACGUUCUUCUCAACGACGACAUGAACGCCCAUGUGAGUGAUUUUGGGUUAGCGAGGUUCCUUCAUCAGCCUUUUGAUAAUUCUUCCUCAAUUGGGAUAAAGGGAUCCAUAGGGUAUGUCGCUCCAGAGUCCGGAUUGGGCAGCCAACCCUCCAUACUCGGAGAUGUGUAUAGUUAUGGGAUCUUAUUGUUGGAAAUGUUUACGGGAAAACGACCGACCGAUGAGAUGUUUAAAGAUGGUCUCAACCUUCAUAAACUGGCAAGGAUGUCUUUGCCUGAGCGGGUAAUGGAGAUCAUCGAUCCCCUAUUGCUCUCACAAGAAGAAGAAAUCAAUGGUGAUACAAGUUACAAUAACAUGACAAGUGGAAUUAAGUGCUUGGCCUUGAUCAUCAGCAUCGGUGUCACAUGUUCUACAGAAAUGCCAAGGGAAAGAAUGGAGAUGAAAGAUAUCGUGGUAGAAAUGCACGCAAUCAGGGACUUAAUACUUGCGGGUCCAAGCCACUAUUAGAGAACAAGAAGAGAACAACUACAGUGUUUGGUGCAUCUUAACUAUGUGACUCAUGCAAGGUAGUUAAGAUCCUUCAACUCUGGCAGCAAGCUAUCACCUUUAUUUCCAGGCACCAAAUUCUGCAUGUUAAAUGUGACUGCCACCAACUCAAUUUGGACAGCUCCAUUAGAAGCAGCACGUGUAAAGGAGCAGCAGGAGCCAUUAUUUGUGCAUUGCGGCCUAUUCAAUGAAGGUAGUUGACUGAUCAUCUAAUGCAGCAGAGUGCUUUGCUCUUCUUCUCAGUCAUAAAUUGGCUAUCAAACUUCCUAUCCAUGACUUGGAGAUUGAAGAUGGCUCCACUCCGAUUAUCAAAUCUCUGCUCAAACCAGUUAACGUGUAUCGACCGAUCGUAAAGUGUUGCAUAUUGUUGCAACUAAAUCAUAGAAGGUCCAUGUUCCAUGUGUACAGAGAAGCGUAUGCCAUUGCAGACAUUUUGUCCAAAUCCGCCCGUGAGAAUUAUACUGUAAAUAUUCUUCUUUUGGACAAAUAGCUUCUAUAUUUACUCUCAUUUUUUCCUCCUAAUAUAUAUUUCCUCUACUUGUUAAGAAGAGGAGAAGGUAAAAAAAAAAAAAAACUUUCGUGAGUCAUUAUUUUCAAACCCAUUUAAUCACUAGUUUAUAACACUUGUUAUAUUGUUGACUAAGGAGAUUGACAUUGGUAGUUAUAAUAAAAUAGGUGUUACUCUUCCUAUUUUUCAUAUUCUUAAUUAUGCAUAGAUAUUUUUGAAUGAAUAAAUGGACUUAAAAAAAAUGACCAUAUGGUCUAUAUCUUUGCCGAGCAUGGUGUUGAAAGAUUAAGAGAUAGAAAUGGAAUGCCUAGGAGGCAUAGAGUUAUUGUCCCUCCAUAAAUUGAAGUAGCAGCAUGUGUAUGGUGAUCCAAACCAUGCACUACAUAUGAUAAAUGGAUGAAACAUGGGAUCCAUCAUCAAUUGUCCACAAACAGAAUUGCCUUGAUUAGAUUACCACAACCAUAUGAUAAAUGAAUGAAUUAUUAUUUCGAUAAAGGGGUAAGAAUCUUCUAAUGAAUGUGAUUUUUGGUCCAUGGCCCACUGACUAGGAUGGAGGAACAGUCAUACCUGCAAAGGCACUUGAUAAGAUGUAAUGUGCCACAUCCAGGAUAGAAAGUUGGCAGGGAUGCCACUCUUUUCAUGCCUCAAGAAUUUAUUUAUUUUCAUUUUGACCUUGAAACAUAGAAUUAUGGUAUUGCCCUUUUCAUGCCUAAAGGUAUAUAUAUUUUUCAUUGUGACCUUGAAAAUAUAUCUUAACUUGAGGGAAGAUACUUGCAAAAAAUGGAUUGCAGGUGAAGUUAACCUAUAAGCCUAUUGUUGCACAUGAUCAGUCCUUGUGUAAAUGGGAACUCCACUAAUGCCACUGAUGUGCCACUCAUUGUCAGAUACCUGGACCAUGCAGACGGUAGGACUCACCAUGAAGAUCGUCUUGCAGAUAUAUCAGGCGGGUUGACUCAUUGGGUGGGCCAAACUAUUGGAAUAGAUGGACAGCUGAUGGUGCAACUCGACAUGCAUGCGUGCAUAACUUAAUGAGUGGAU